AUGAACUACUCACCUUGCUCUAAAUGUCACAUUUUGACAAAUGAGUAACAAUUUUAUAGCAAAAUAAACAUGGAAUUCAAAAUAUUAUUUUAUUGAACAAAAAUUCAUACGAAAUGAAUUUGCUGAAUGUUUUUCAAGAUUUUAACCCGAGUAAGUUCGUCGUUCAUACCUGUUUGUUGAUUUUUACAAUUUUAUUCGCUUUGAAACUGGAUAAUGUGAUCUCUUGGUCUUAUUGGUGUGUCUUCACCCCAAUAUGGGUUUGGAAAGGCUUGGUUAUCCUAGGAGCCUCGGUUGGAAGCUAUGUUUGGUGGAGAUAUCCACAUUUUAGACUAGAAGGAGAAGCCUACAUCCACUACAAGUCUAUGCUGAUUUCUCUUGCACUGCAUUUGAUCCUCUUAAUGUUUGAGUUGCUUGUAUGUGAUAAGUUAGAAUCUGGAAGGCAUUUAUGGAUUUUGGUAUUCAUCCCGUUAAUUUUUAUCUCGAUCGUUAGCAUAGCGGUGUGUAUAUGGGCUGUAAAACAUGACAGGACGUUUGAGCUAGAGCUAUUCUGUGCAGUAAAUGUUCUGCAGUUCAUAUUUCUUGCCUUACGUUUAGAUCAGUUUAUCAGUUGGUCUUGGGAGGUCGUUUUUGUGCCAUUAUGGAUUGUGAUGUGUUUAUCUUUGGUUGGAGUGUUAUAUACGAUAAUUUUUGCCGCCAUACUCAUAAGAACGCCAGAAGUCAGUGUUCAACAAAGGAGAGCCAGUUUUCAUUCUGCUCUCGGCUAUACCUUCUUGGUGAUACCUAUUUUAAUAUUUCAGGUCCUCUUAGCCAAUAAACUAGACGACGAUAUAAAAGUAUCUUAUAUAGUGGUUACAAGUCCUCUGUUUAUAUCAUUCGUAACCUUGAUAAUCAUGUCAUUCAACGCAAAAGGUUGCAAUAAAUGGUGGUUCGGGAUGCGAAAGGACUUUUGUUCGUUCAUCCUGGGAGUAUUCCCGUGCCUCCAAGAGUAUGCCAACAUUUCCUAUUAUCCGGAACGUAGACAAGAGGGCGUCGAACUAGAGCAGACAGAGAAGAUGGACCUUGCUUACAUGAAGAGAGCCGAUCUUCUGAAGCCAGUGCUGCCGAUCAUCUCGAUCGAAACCCCAGACUGAUUUGUAGGUUAUAAAUGCUAUUUAUGUGCUUCCAUGAGAUCUAUUACAAUCUGUGAAUAUUCUAGCUUUAGGUUCGCAUUGGCGGAAAGAUCCAUAUUUAUAUUUUCUCUGGCGUUACAUUUUUAGGUUGUAAGUGUUGGAUACAAUUGAUUAGGUUGGAUCUUGAAGGGUAAAUCUUCACGUUUUUUCUGGUGGUUUAUGGGUGAGAUUCGCAAUUUUGAGGUUUGUGUGUCGUUUUGUUUGAUGUACAAUUUUUUUUUAUUUGAAUUUUUGGGUUUUUAAUUGGAAUAACAACGCAUAUGGUAUGAAAUCGAUCUAAAUUUCCAAUUGUUGAACUGAAGGAUUUACCAAUGAUUUAAACUUUUUUUUGUCGUAUAUUAUUGGUAAUCCGAGUAACAAUUGCAUCACCGUUAUCUGCGAUUCUCGAUAAAGUUUAUUCUUGAAUUCAUGUUUGCCUUUCCUUCAUUCUUCAAAAUCACGUAAUAAAUCAUGAAAUGAAAAUAAUGAAGUAAUUAUUAUUCUUCAAUAUCCAACGUGAUCAAUCGUUCUUUUGCAUAUUCUAGGAAUGUUUUAGGAUCUGUUAAAUACCAUUUUUCAUUACAGAUUUUAAGCAUUCUUGCAAUAGAAUGUUGAUUUAUAUUUCAUAUAUUUUAUCUCUAAUUGCAUAUCAAUUCAAUUUAGAUGGAUAACGAUCAUUAGUGCUCAAAUGUUUAUUGUUGUAUAUCAGAAUAAGUUCCUAAAUUGUUGAUGGCGUAUUAUCUUGUAUAUAAAUACUGUACUUACCUUUGAUGAUUCAAUGUUAAGCGAUUUAAGUUUCUGUGAAAUAUCUAGGUUAAGACGUGGCUUCAAUUUAAUUUAUUUUUGCACUUAUUUAAUGAAAAUUGUAUGGUUAGUAAGUCUUCCGUAUAAGCUAACAAAAAUGUUAUUCCAGAAAUGGCAAAUUAUUACUGAGAAUGCUCUGGUGUUUUUCACGUCAAUAGAACGAUUUUUAUAUAAA
Coccinella septempunctata (seven-spotted ladybird) is the source of this 2127-nucleotide messenger RNA. Its product is annotated as transmembrane protein 185B. Bases 114 to 1130 code for a protein of 338 amino acids. The transcript has 7 exons. The record is from RefSeq and is a predicted model, not a curated record. NCBI's taxonomy places the organism in Eukaryota, Metazoa, Arthropoda, Insecta, Coleoptera, Coccinellidae.